Molecule: messenger RNA, 6273 nt
Organism: Labrus mixtus (cuckoo wrasse)
Lineage: Eukaryota; Metazoa; Chordata; Actinopteri; Labriformes; Labridae
Gene: zbtb37
Product: zinc finger and BTB domain containing 37
Exons: 4
Coding region: 390-1949 (519 amino acids)
Biological process (GO): regulation of transcription by RNA polymerase II
Molecular function (GO): protein binding; DNA-binding transcription factor activity, RNA polymerase II-specific; RNA polymerase II cis-regulatory region sequence-specific DNA binding
Source: RefSeq, a predicted model, not a curated record
UUCUUCCUUCCCUCCUUCCUUCCUGCAGCCUCGGCCCUUCUGCCGUGAAAAAGGAAGAUGAGAGUCCGCAGCGGUCCGCCGACACCGAACCGAACCUGAGGCGUCCGAGCGGGAUGGAGGCAGAGCGGCUGCUGACGGACCCGAGCUCAGCUGCUGCUCCCCGGCCUUGAACGCGUCACGUUCGCCGCUGGAGCCGCGGAGCCCGGAGGAGCGGCGGGUGGAGCUGCAGUCUGCCGGGCCGAGCCGUGCCGAGCCGAGCCGUGCUGAGCCGAGCUGCCGUCCUCUCCCGCCCUGAUAACUAUGCUGAGCUAGCUGCAGGACUGAAGACUCGAUUGCACCCCCGAAACCACACCCGAUCUCUCCUGUCCGCCUCUCAGUGACCCUGCAGCAUGGAGCGCUCCGGCAGCAUCCAGCUCGACAUCCCGGACUUCAGUAACUCGGUUCUGUCCCACCUGAACCAGCUGCGCGUUCAGGGCCGGCUCUGCGACAUCGUGGUCAACGUCCAGGGUCAGAGCUUCCGGGCCCACAAGGUGGUCCUCGCCGCCAGCUCGCCAUACUUCCGGGACCACAUGUCCCUGAGCCAGAUGAGCACGGUGUCGCUGACCGUGAUCCGCAACCCGUCGGUGUUCGAGCAGCUGCUGACCUUCUGCUACACGGGGCGCCUCUGCCUGCAGCUCGCUGACAUCAUCAGUUACCUGACCGCCGCCAGCUUCCUGCAGAUGCAGCACAUCAUCGACCGCUGCACGCAGAUCCUGGAGGGCAUCCACCUGAAGAUCAGCCUGGCCGACAUGGAGGAGGAGCCCUCGGAAGACGCCAUCCGGAUCACCCGGGUCAACCGGACCCUGGAGGCGGUGGUGAGAGGCGGUGGUCAUCACGCCACCCUGCGGCUCCUCGGUUCCCGGGGAGUGGCGGAGGCGUGCGAGGCGAUCAGUCCCGUCGAGGAGCCGCUCAGCCCGCCGCCCACCGUGGAGAACAGCGGACUGGAGGGUCCUGAGGCUGCCGCCGCCGCCAUCAGAGCGGGCAAAGAACCAAUCCUUCGCAUCAACCGGGCCGGUCAGUGGUACGUGGAGACGAGCAGCGAGCCGGAGCGCAGCGGCAGCGCAGAGGAGGGGGGCGGGGCAAUGGAGCGCGUGAGAAUCAAGACGGAGAGGAUGGAGGACUGGAUCGGAGCGGGAGAGCUCCAAGAGGAGGGGGGGCCCGAAGAGGAGGGGGGCACCGUGAUGAUCGACACGUCAGGACGCAGCACGCUGGUGACGGGCCCGAUGAGCGCUCUCGGGGCGCGGAGCGCUCAACCGUCCUCCAGCUUCAGCGAGACGGACAGGUUCAGUCCCACCGGCAGCGUUGUGGUCGUGGCGGAGCGUCAGAGAGCCAAGAGCGAGUCUCCCAGCAGGGCGGACGAGCUGCGACAGCCGAGCUCCAAGGGGGAGGAGCACGCUGCGUUUGACAUGGGAGGUUAUGAGGACUACCUGAGGGAGCAGGUAGGAGACCGCUGGUUCCGCUACAACCCCAGGCUCACCUGCAUCUACUGCUGCAAGUCCUUCAACCAGAAAGGAAGCCUGGACCGCCACAUGCGCCUGCACAUGGGCAUCACGCCGUUCGUCUGCCGCCUCUGCGGGAAGAAGUACACCCGCAAAGACCAGCUGGAGUACCACAUCCGCAAGCACACCGGCAACAAGCCCUUCCACUGCCACGUCUGCGGCAAGAGCUUCCCCUUCCAGGCCAUCCUCAACCAGCACUUCCGCAAGAACCAUCCAGGCUGCGCCCCCCAGGAGGCCCACAGCGCCUCACCUGAGACCACCACCACCUCCAUCACAUCCAGGGGGGGCCCGAGUGAUGAGGCCUCCCCCAGCCAGGAGGAUCCUGAGGGCGGGGGUGGUGGGAGCAGCAGCGGUGGGGGCCAGUACAGCGAGGGUCCUCAGGGCUCCGUCUCCACCACGGGGCCCGACUGACCCGAGGGUAGCAGCAGGGUGGGUUUCAGAUGGGGGGGUGGGGGGUGACCCUGAUGUUCCUGAACCAUCAGGAAAAUGAACCUAACGACCGAACGAACACCUCAGAGUCCGAACUGAGAUUUUUUUCCGCUUUAAACCGCAUCUACCUUCACAAACCAAACGGAACCGAUUAAGCUAAAAAUUAAGAAACGCCACACACUCCAACAACCUCAUACGCCACACAGUGGUCCUCGUUUGCCUCCGUCGAUGUUAUGUUACAGAUUUCUACUUUUAUAUUACAGCUUCUUAUGACUACAGGUUAUUAUUCACAAUGCAGCAUCACAACAGUCUGUCUGGUGGAAACUUGCCAAACUACUCAGUGCCAGUUUAACACUUCAAUCCUUUAUUUUUGCCUUGAGACAAUCUGGAGCGGCGAGGGUCAGCUGAUAAUCCUGCGCUCUCAAAGUGCCACACGGCAUGAUGAGAUUUAGAUGCACAAAAAGGUUCAAAUGAGAAAAACACGACUGUUAAAGAACGUGUUCCAGUGUGAUCGCAGUUUCUCAACUUUAGUGCCGUUAAGGAGGAACAGACUGACACUGUUUCUGUUUCAUUUCAAAGUGUACGCAGGUCUCGCACUACACCGUGUCACCCUACUCUCUAAGUCCUCAACUUCAACCAGCGGCCCAAUCAGACGCUCACAUUCCCCCCCCCCCCUCCGCUUAACCGGCCCUGAAGAAGAAGCUCAUUGGCUCAUUGGUUGCUUUUGAAAGCUCGGGGUGUAAACAGAUAAACGUUCACCUCCAUCACGUCCAUGAAGUAACAGCAGGCGGAAUCUGUGAUCACGCUGGAUUAGCGGCGUUAGCGUGAAUUCUUUAACGUUGUUUUUUUUUUCUCACCUUUGAACCUCGGGUAGAUUAAAGGAACCAUCGGGCAGCCUGUUGACCGACUCACAGCAGGAAACCUGGACCGAGUCCGAGUCCAGCCUCAGAUAAGCUACACAGUUACCUCUCAUCACUACGCAAUACAGCUGCUGCACCGCACAGCACCACCGGGGGGCGCUCUGACCGACUCACACAGAGAACCCCAUCAGUCUUCUCAGAUAUUUUUAUAGACAAGCAUGUGUUUGUUUUGUUUUUGUUUUCUUGGACACUUUUUUGCUCUGACAAUGUGUGUGACGGACGACAGGAGUUACACGUUAGAGGAGACGGCGUCGACCUGAUCCACAACGUCUCGCUCACCUUGAAGUCUGCAGCCAGAACAAAAAACUGAAGCUACACAGAUUUUAAAGCUUUUAUUUUAACCACAGAUGAUCGAAGAACAUAGAAAGGUAGCUUCAAAGUGUCUCACAGGUGCGGACUCACAGGUGUGGUCUCACAGGUGCGGACUCACAGGUGCGGUCUCACAGGUGUGGUCUCACAGGUGCGGACUCACAGGUGCGGUCUCACAGGUGCAGACUCACAGGUGCGGACUCACAGGUGCGGACUCACAGGUGUGGUCUCACAGGUGCGGACUCACAGGUGCGGACUCACAGGUGCAGACUCACAGGUGCGGUCUCACAGGUGUGGUCUCACAGGUGCAGACUCACAGGUGCAGACUCACAGGUGCGGACUCACAGGUGCGGUCUCACAGGUGCAGACUCACAGGUGCGGACUCACAGGUGCGGACUCACAGGUGCGGUCUCACAGGUGCAGACUCACAGGUGCGGACUCACAGGUGCGGACUCACAGGUGCGGACUCACAGGUGCAGACUCACAGGUGCAGACUCACAGGUGCAGAGGCGUUGAUGCAUCAUCACAGCAGACGCUGUGAUCAGGUCGACGUCGAUCAGCAGGGACAGGAUGAGGAGCUGGACCCUGUCCGACCAGAUGGAUGUAGAAACCAGGCCAGGUGGACUUAAAAACCCCUCCUGAGAGGGUCAAAGUUCACCUGCUGGAGGAGGAGGGGGGAGCAGGUGAGCUCACCUGGCAACCAAAGGAAAGACAACAACUUCAGCACUUAUCGAGGGGAGCGAGAGAGACGGGUUCAAAGUGAACUUUUUAUAAACAGAACUAUUAUUAAUCUUCACGUAUUAUCAGACAAACAUAUUUAAACUACUAAGAUGUUUUUUUUUCAUGAUGAUGUAAGCGAGCUCAGUCCAGGUGUACGCUCGGCGGGCAGGUAGCACACAGAUUGGCUGUUACUGUUUCUCUACACAGCUGUGAAUCCGACUCUCAGAGGACGUUUCAUUUUUUUAUGCAAACUGAACUCAGCGGCUCUGUCCUCACUCCGGCUGGAUGGACUCGAGUUUUGCCGCCGCCGUCGCCUCACUCUUCAGGCUAAAACAGGAACUAUCAGGUAUACAGACUUUCUUUAUUCAGUGAAUCAGACGUUUACCUUUCCCUACGUAGCAGAACGCUAACGGCUAAACCUCAGUGCAGCUACAGGCCGCAGAAACAAAACUCACCUGUAAAUAAACUCGGCAGAAGCAGGUUAGAAACUCCUGUGAGUCUCUGCAGAGGGCGACAAAAACACAAAUCUGAGCAGGGCAGCGUGGAACUAAAAUCAGUGAUGACAACGACGAGAGUCUGGGCAGGUUUACUGGUCAUCUUCACGGCUUUCCUGACCUUCAGGACGUGUUGAAAGUUAACGACACAAACGUUGAACCCCUACAGAACGAGCAGGAAACACGUGAUUAUGCUAAGCUAACCAUGUUUUUCACUUAUUCAGGCUAAUGUUAAAAACAUCGGGUCGAUUGUUCUGGAUAAAAACUUUCAGAUGAUUGAAUCUUUAAGUCGAUGAGGUUGAACUUUGCACGAGGAGAAAUUUGUUGCUCGGCUCGGACUCGAACAGUCGACCUGCGGAGACUCGAGGAGCAGACGGACUGAACUCAGUGCAGCAGAGACCGGAACAGACGAGUCCUUCGUUCAAGGAAAAACACGAUUUCUCUUCUCUUUUAUAAAAUGAAUCAAGAAGUCAUGAACUUCGAACACGAGCAUUUUCAAACGUAAACGGGUCGGCCGCUCUCUGCACUGAAACGUCUUCUUCCAUUAACUCGUCAUUUCAAACCAGUUUUACGUCAGUUUGAUCCAUGAAGGAGGAGAAGUCUGAUCAGAGUGAAAGAAUAAUCCACUUCAUAAGAAAACAUUCGGAAUCAGAGUAUUUUAUUUACCUCGGGUUCUCGUCUCGCUGACUUCACAACCAAACGAGAAUCUUUAACAUUUAAGAAUCUGUAAAGAUCAAAUCAACGCGCUGAAAUCAAAGAUGGUUAAACUUCGGCACGAGGUGCUGAAAACGUCAUAACUUGAGUUUAAAUCAAGGAAAGUUUAUUUCUGUCGCACAUGGAAGGAGGCGCCACAACACGAAAAGAGACCAAUCACAGAGGAGAAUAAAAAUGCAGGGGUGUGUCCAGAGGGCCACACUAGAAAUCUGAUUGGCCACUCCAAAAAUCCUAAACUGUGAUAGGCUAUUAGCCGUGUCAAAGGCGGGACUUCCUGAGGAUUCAGGCUCACAGUUUGCCCCGUCAGUGUCGAGUCACAGCCCUAUGGCGCCCGGGAAACCCCACGCAGGGGCGCCGUGUCACAACGCCAGUUUUUGAAGUUGAUAGAAACACUCUGACCUCUGACCUUCGACCAGAGUCGUUAGGAUAGAACGGAGUCAGAAGAUAUUGAUGCCUGUUUGAUACACAAACACGCACGCACACUGCAUGCCGUCCUGGCUGCACAAGUACGUCCGCGAUGCAUUCGUAUGAAACGAUACCGACGUAUAUGUGCAGUAGAUUAAAGAUCAAAGGUUAAUGGUGGUAUCAAACAGAACGGUCGACUCUGAACUCCAGUGACCUCUGACUUUUCCUCUUUGAUGGAUCUUCAGUUUUAUUUCAAACUGUGAAAACAUCCAAACCUCAUCUUCCUCGCCUGUGCUCUUCAUCGUCUUUGAGUCGCAGCGACUCGUUUGUUUCACGCCAAACGUCGUUUCGUUCAGUCCGAUCCUUUUUCUGUGUGAAUAUAUUCAGUGAGCGCGACCACGACGAGCCUAUCGACGAAUCAUUGGGAUCUCUCCACGUUACGAGAUCGCUCGUUACUGUUCUUAAAGUAUAUCCUAAUAUAUCGAAACAAGACGACUUACGUCAAGUUAACUUUUAUUACUGUACAUUUUUUACAGAGGAGGUACUGAACGCUCUGUAGAGGAUUUAUGUGAAGAUCUUUAUGUUGCAUGUCUCUGUUGGUGGAGGGGGGGGAUGGGGGGAUGGGGGGUCAAAGGUUAAUUAUUAGUUAAUAAAAAUGUGAAGAAGCUUCUUUCACCAUGACCACUAGAUCACUCACAGGAUGCAUCUCCUUUAAAGGAAAUAAAGCACUUUAAGUGUCAAACA